GGCGCGGCGGGAGCGGGCGGCCGUGGCCAUGAGGCGGCGGAGCGCGUGUGCAGCGCCAAGUGCCCUGUCUGUUCGUCACCGAGGUAGAAGAAGGAGCCGUCGGCAAGAGGGAGCGCCAGCCAUUUAAAGUUUUGGCAACUGAAACUAUAUCUGGAAAGGCAUUAGCAGCAGAUAUACACAAUGCAAUUCCUACGGAAAAGGUGGAUGGAACCUGCUGUUACGUAACUACCUAUAAAGGGCAACCCUAUCUAUGGGCCAGACUGGAUCGAAGACCCAGCAAACAAGGCGAAAAAAAGUUUAGACAAUUCUUGCAUUCAUUGAAAGAUUGCAAAGAAUUUGCAUGGAAUAUUGAAGAGGAUUUCAAGCCUGUUCCAGAUACCUGGAUUCCAGCAAAGGACUUAGAGUUCUCUAAUGGCAAUCCAUUGCCCGAUGAAAAUGGACAUAUGCCAGGUUGGGUGCCUGUGGAGAAAAAUAGUAAGCAGUAUUGCUGGCACUCAUCUGUUAUAAAUUAUGAGGCUGAAAUAGCACUGGUAUUGAAGCGCCAUGCUGACCCAGGGCUUCUGGAAAUCAGUCCAGUGCCGUUAUCAGAACUUCUAGAACAAACAUUGGAGCUUAUUGGGACUAAUAUUAAUGCAAAUCCAUAUGGACUAGGAAGCAAGAAGCACCCUGUACAUCUUCUGGUACCACAUGGAGCAUUUGAAAUAAAGAAUCCACCUACUUUGAAGCAAAAUGACAUACUGUCUUGGUUGGAAAGCUGCAGUGAGGGUAAAGUUGAAGGAAUUGUGUGGCACUGCCAUGAUGGGUGUUUAAUCAAGCUCCAUCGCCAUCAUCUUGAUUUACCCUGGCCGCUUGCAGAGACAUACCUGAAUUCUCAGCCUGUUGUAAUUUCUUUUAAUAGAACUAAAUAUGAAUGUGACUUUGAACCAAAGAGUUUGUUUCACCAUUUCUCAAACUUGGAUGGUCAAAGAUUUGACAGACUCAAAGAUAUCAAGUUUGAUGCUUAAAAUGAUUUUCUGCUUCUAAGUUAA
Molecule: messenger RNA, 1028 nt
Organism: Manacus vitellinus (golden-collared manakin)
Lineage: Eukaryota; Metazoa; Chordata; Aves; Passeriformes; Pipridae
Gene: RLIG1
Product: chromosome unknown C12orf29 homolog
Exons: 7
Coding region: 444-1004 (186 amino acids)
Biological process (GO): response to reactive oxygen species
Molecular function (GO): RNA ligase (ATP) activity
Source: RefSeq, a predicted model, not a curated record